UUCCAAUAUCUCAAACAAUAAAAAACAUCUUUCAAAAACAUAUCUAUAGUUUAUGGUUUGGCCGUCACUUACGCUGUAGUCUGCCUUUCUUUUGUGAGCGAUAUUUGUCAGGAAGUGCCGCUGGCGAUGUCUCUCCACAAAAGCUGUUGAAGUUUUCUCAAAAUCUUUUCAAAACGCAAUCUAGAUAUAUGAGUAGGGUCAUUGUAAUUCAACAAGAUAGACGCCGAUUUUUUGCGGAAAUUAAUGGAGUAACUGCGACCUUAAGCUACAGAGUAAACAAUGGAGUCAUGACAAUCUUGCAUACGGUUGUUCCGGAAGAGCUUAGUGGACGCGGGAUCGGAAGGAUUCUAGCUAAGGCGGCACUGGAUUUUGCACUGAGCAAUAAUCUGUUCCUAAUAAUCAAGUGUACAUUCGUUGAGAACUAUAUUUUCAAAUACGAACCACACUACGCGAAAUAUAUGUUACGUUAAUCGUCUCAAUUUAAAUUGAGCCACCAAACGUUGACGCCAUGAA
This is a messenger RNA of Scaptodrosophila lebanonensis, 513 nucleotides long. RefSeq names its product protein NATD1. NCBI's taxonomy places the organism in Eukaryota, Metazoa, Arthropoda, Insecta, Diptera, Drosophilidae. The record is from RefSeq and is a predicted model, not a curated record. Bases 189 to 470 code for a protein of 93 amino acids. The transcript is spliced from 2 exons.